AUGGCCUCUUCAAGCUUGAAAUUCACUCCGGUGGGAGAUAUCGACGACAUCGUCGUCAAAAGCAGAAAGGCUUACGACGAAAGACAAUGGCAUUUGUAUCGAACCAAGAACCCAAGGAAGGAGGAUUUGAAAUUGAGACUUAGACAAUUGCAAAACCUGUACUACGGUAUCAAGGACCAUGAAGAGGAGAUCGUUGAGGCGCUGGAAAGCGACUUCAACCGCAGCAGGUACGAAACUUUUGUCAUCGAGUUGAUCCCGCUGUACAACCACCUUCUGCAUCUCAUCGACAACUUGCCCCGCUACAUCGAGCCCGAAAAGAUCUCCGAGUCCACCAAUUUGUUCAAAUUGAGCUCUGUCCAAGUCGAACGGAUCUCGUUGGGUUCCGUGUUGGUCAUCGCUCCCUUCAACUAUCCUGUUUUGUUGGCAUUGGAUCCAGUUGCUGCUGCAAUCGGAAGCGGAAACUCUGUAGUGUUGAAGCCCAGCGAACAAACGCCCGCGACAGCUCAGGUCAUGGAAAAGAUUUUGAAGAAAUCGGUAGACCCUUCGUGGGUCCAAGUCGUUCACGGCUCUGUGGAAGAAACCGGUAAGCUUAUUAACAACCCACAUUUUGACAAGAUUUUCUACACGGGCUCCACCAAAGUAGGCCGCAUUGUAGCCGAAGCCGCUGCCAAAAACCUUAUCCCGGUCACUUUGGAGCUUGGAGGCAAGUCCCCUGUGUUCAUAACUGAAAACUGUGCCCCAGGAAACUUGAAAACGGCGUUGAAAAGAGUCUUCUUCGGUGCCUUCAGCAACAGCGGACAAACAUGUAUCGCGUCUGAUUACUUACUGGUACACGAAUCUCAGGUUGCAAAGGUCCGGGAGCUGACCAAGGAAGUCCUCGACGAGUUCUGGCCAACUGUGAACUCCAAGACAAUCAACACCUCCAUGAUCCACGACUCGGCUUACAAGGGCGUCAUCGAAAAGCUAAAUAGCACCCGCGGUGAAAAGUUACAGCCUUCAGAUGCUAAAGAACAACUCCCCGACAGACGCAUUGUGCCCACUGUCGUCCUAGGUGUCGAUUGGGACGAUUCUCUGAUGGAGAACGAAAAUUUCGCGCCAGUUUUGCCCGUGAUCCCAUACCGCGAUCUUGACGAUGCUAUCAGAAUGGUCUUGAAAGAACAUCGCAAUCCUUUGGCGAUGUACAUCUUCUCUCAGAAAAAACAAGAAGUUGACAGAAUCAUGACCAUCGUGAAAUCCGGUGGUUGCAUGAUCAAUGAUACUCUUCUUCAUGUUGUGGCUGUCGACGCUCCAUUCGGAGGUAUUCGUGAAUCUGGUCAAGGUAACUAUCACGGCAUUUGGAGUUUCGCCGCCUUCACCCACGAAAGAACGGUAGUCAAGCAGCCUUACUGGAUUGAGUUCGUUAACGGCGUCAGGUAUCCACCUUUCUCGACCAAAAAACUCAGCCUAGCGCGUGCUUCAAUCGAAAAUAAGCCGGGUUUCAAAAGAGAUGGUUCAAAGAUCUGGCCAGUUGGAAAAAUUAUGUUCUUCUCUUUCUUGACUGUUUUCGCUGCUGGCGCAUUGAAUUAUGUGCCCCUAAGGUAA
Messenger RNA from Lachancea lanzarotensis, 1581 nucleotides. RefSeq names its product LALA0S08e05732g1_1 (gene HFD1). The record is from RefSeq and is a predicted model, not a curated record. The transcript has a single exon. Bases 1 to 1581 code for a protein of 526 amino acids. Gene Ontology annotation, biological process: aldehyde metabolic process. Gene Ontology annotation, molecular function: aldehyde dehydrogenase (NAD+) activity. Gene Ontology annotation, cellular component: cytoplasm. Lineage: Eukaryota; Fungi; Ascomycota; Saccharomycetes; Saccharomycetales; Saccharomycetaceae.